Molecule: messenger RNA, 3077 nt
Organism: Centropristis striata (black sea bass)
Lineage: Eukaryota; Metazoa; Chordata; Actinopteri; Perciformes; Serranidae
Gene: aggf1
Product: angiogenic factor with G patch and FHA domains 1
Exons: 15
Coding region: 214-2451 (745 amino acids)
Biological process (GO): vasculogenesis
Molecular function (GO): protein binding; nucleic acid binding
Source: RefSeq, a predicted model, not a curated record
ACGUAGUGAGCUAUUAGUAAAUGGCGGUUGCGAACAGGGUGGACAGUAAACAUUACCACGGUUAUAACUCUAACUGUCUAACUAUCAUCAAAAACAUGUACUCGACUGUGUCGGAAAUACAGAGCAGUUACAAAAUGUUUAUUUUCAACUUUCAGGUCGUGCUGACAGCAAAUUCACUGCCAAAGAGAGGGAAACGACGCAAACGUUUAACUAAUGGAAAACGAAGAUGGAGAAAAGGACACGGAGUGUGAAGUUUCUGAGCUCCGUCUGAAAGUGGAGUCGUUGAAGCAGGAGCUCCACGACUGCAGAGCUGAGUUGACAAAGUUACAGAAACAACUGAACCAGUCCGACAGACUGCAGAAGAGCACAGAGAGCUACAAUGAAGACCUGAGGAAACAGGUGGACCAGCUGAGCGCAGAAAUUCAUGAACGGAAGAAGAAAAACAAAGACAGAGUCGACAGUGAAACUCAGACAGAGGAAUAUGUUUGGACAGAAACUGAUUAUUACAACUACUACUACCCAGGCUACCCAGAGGCUUCAGACACUCAGGAAGCCCUGAACACAGAAGCAGCAGUGGAUGGAGCUGAUGGUGGCGAGGCAGCAGAGGCUUCAACACUAAAUGAAGCAUCAGCAGCUGCUGAUACUAACACUAACCCUGACAACAGUGUUGCAGCCACAACAGAGGGGGGUGAUGAAGGAUCCAUAGCUGAUAUGUUGAGGGCCACUGCUGAACAGGCUAUGACACAGACUGGGUUUGUCUUUGAUGAGACCACUGGGAUGUACUACGACCACAGCACAGGCUUCUACUAUGACUCGGCCAGCCAGUUGUACUAUGAUGCCAACACAGGCAUUUAUUACUACUAUGAUGCAGAAAGUGGGCGAUACCAGUUUCAUUCCAGGAUUGAGGUGCCUGCUGCACAAACUGAGCCUUGCCAAGACAAGAGCGUUGGUGAAAAGAAGGGCAAAAAAAUUAAGAAAGGGCUCAAGAAAACGACGCAAGAUAAGGAACUCUUAUUUGAUGAGGUAAAGUUGGAAGAAGAAGAAAUUGACUGGGUUGAAAAGCCGACAGCUAAGAAGAACACAGAGUCGCGAAAAAAACUGAAGCGAAGGUCCCGCAGUCCAGAUGUGAUGUCACGUAAAAAGGACUCUUCCAAGCACAGAGAGGAGAGUGACAAAUCUUCGUCGAAGAGGAAGAAGCAUAAAUCAAGUUCACACGACGAUGAUAAGGGUCGGUCAAGGAAGAAAAGGAAGAAAGUCAAGGCAAAAAAGCAGAAGAAGAAAAAGAGCCCGGCUCAGAGCGAUGAAUCAGAGGGGAACAGCGAACCGGAAGAGGGUGAAAUCACAGAGUCUGAGAAAGAGGAGUGGGAGUCCACUCCCUCGUUCUCAUCAUCUUCUAGCUCCAGCCCCGAGGAAAGCCCAGAAUCAGAAAUGGAGACUCAGAGUCAUGAAGUUGGAGAUAUUUGGCCACCAUGUGUAAGAGUGACAGUGGUCAGAUCUCCAGUGCUGCAGGUGGGAACUCUGUUCAUCAUCACAGCCGAUUCUCCAGCCACCAUUGGCAGAGAGAAAGACAUGGACCAUGCAAUCCGAAUACCAGAAAUGGGAGUCAGCAAGUUCCAUGCAGAGGUGUACUUUGACCAGGAGCAGCAGAGCUACAUGCUGGUGGACCAGGGAAGCCAGAAUGGAACAGUUAUUAAUGGCAACAGAAUCUUGCAGCCUAAAACAAAGUGUGAGCCACACGCACUGAUGCACGGCGAUGAGGUGAAGAUGGGAGAGACUGUGCUGUCAUUCCAUAUCCACUCAGGGACGGACACCUGUGAUGGCUGUGAGCCGGGUCAGGUGAUGGCUCACCUCAGCAAGCACAGGAGAGAGGAGUGUACAGGCCCUACUCUCACCAAAGAGGAUAAAGAAGCACUGAGACAGAAGGAGCUGAAGCACAUGAAGGCCAAAUAUGGUCUGCAGAGUACUGAAUAUGAGGAGACCAAAGCCCUGAGGAACCCCAGAUACCAGGACCGAGCAGAGUCUCGACGGCAGACAGUGGGCAGUGAAGGCGUCUUCCAACGAGAUGAUGCACCUGCUUCUGUUCAUCAGGAGAUCAGUGAAGUCAAUAAAGGGCGGAAAAUGCUGGAGAAGAUGGGCUGGAAGAAAGGAGAGGGACUGGGUAAAGAGGGAACUGGCAUGAAAGCCCCGAUUGAACUGAAAAUCCGGAAGUCCCAGUCAGGUUUGGGUGCUGGUGCCACCAUGUCGCUAGACAGCGUCUCUGUGAGCAAAUCAAAAUCCCAGAAGAACUGGGAGAAGGCACGCGAGAGAUUUGCAGAUUCGUGCCAGCAGCCUGACAUGUUGUCACCUAAAACACAGAAGAACAAGACACCCAAAGCCUGGGUCAAAGGAGAAGAGACCGAGACUACAAACACACAAGCAGGAGUUGAUACAGACGGCCAAAGUCAGAAAUAAGACAGUGAAUACAUCAUGGAUUUGAAGGCUGGGAGGUGUGAUGCAUAUCUUUCUGCUGCCCAAGGACAUGUGAUAUACUGUCUGGAAAAUAAAGUAGGAAAAAAGUGUUAAUUUACAGCCUUCAGCAUUAAAAAACAUCAAUGAAGACCCAGCAACCAGAUUUUCAGCUUGGAUGACUGUUCAGAAGGGAAAAGAAUGUGACUGCAAUUAUGUCACCCUGAUUUUUCUGUCAACACUAUCAACCGUUUACCCAGUUCUGUGUAAUAACAGAAUUUGUUAAAAUCACUAGCUGUGGUUAUUGAACAUGUUUUCUUUUUCUCCUUGUGAACCGUGGGGAAUGUUUACAGUACUUAAAACUCUGCUGAAGAGAAGCAGUGUUUGUUCACGGUCCAAUUGUGCCUGUAGUCCAACCCACAGAGGGCAGAGCUGCCACUGUGCCUCCCAGAACAAAAAGGACAUGAAUCGCCUCAAGCAAAUAUUGACACAAUGAAGCUAUAUUUCUCACAAUGAGAUCAUGCUGUGAUGAACGACUGUGGAUCCGUUUACUCAACCCUGUAACUGAUCAUGUUAAACCAGUCACAGCUACUCAGUGUAUCAGUGCCACAAAUAAAGUUUCAUAUAAAAAA